Messenger RNA from Maudiozyma barnettii, 6747 nucleotides. RefSeq lists its product as uncharacterized. The transcript has a single exon. Lineage: Eukaryota; Fungi; Ascomycota; Saccharomycetes; Saccharomycetales; Saccharomycetaceae. Gene Ontology annotation, biological process: fatty acid biosynthetic process. Gene Ontology annotation, molecular function: acetyl-CoA carboxylase activity; ATP binding; metal ion binding. The record is from RefSeq and is a predicted model, not a curated record. Bases 1 to 6747 code for a protein of 2248 amino acids.
AUGAGUGAAGAAAACUUAUUUGAGGAUUCUUCAUCUAAACGUCAAUAUGAAAUAACAGAUUAUUCAAAUAAACAUACCACUCUAGCUCCUCAUUUUUUGGGGAUGAAUACAUUAGAUAAAGUCGAAGAAUCUCCAUUGAAGGAUUUCGUAAAGUCUCAUGGAGGUCAUACCGUAAUUUCCAAGAUUUUGAUCGCAAACAAUGGUAUUGCUGCUGUCAAGGAAAUUCGUUCGGUCAGAAAAUGGGCUUAUGAAGCGUUCGGUGAUGAAAGAACCGUUCAAUUUGUUGCCAUGGCUACUCCAGAAGAUCUACAGGCCAACUCAGAAUACAUUCGUAUGGCAGAUCAAUAUGUCGAAGUUCCAGGUGGUACUAAUAACAAUAACUAUGCCAAUGUUGACUUGAUUGUUGAUGUCGCUGAGAGAACUGAUGUCGAUGCCGUUUGGGCUGGUUGGGGUCAUGCUUCAGAAAAUCCACAUCUUCCAGAAAAAUUGGCUGCCUCUAAGAGAAAGAUCAUAUUUAUUGGUCCUCCAGGUAAUGCUAUGAGAUCACUUGGUGACAAGAUUUCUUCUACUAUUGUUGCACAACACGCCAAGGUACCAUGUAUUCCAUGGUCAGGAACAGGUAUUGACAAAGUUCAUGUAGAUGAAAAUACAGGUUUAGUAUCUGUUGAUGAUGAUAUCUAUCAACAAGGUUGUUGUCAAUCACCAGAAGAUGGUCUAGCAAAGGCUAAGAAAAUCGGGUUCCCAGUAAUGAUCAAAGCCUCUGAAGGUGGUGGUGGUAAAGGUAUUAGACAAGUUGAACGCGAAGAAGAUUUUAUCCCAUUGUACUAUCAAGCUGCUAACGAAAUUCCAGGUUCUCCAAUCUUUAUCAUGAAGCUAGCCGGUAAAGCGCGCCAUUUAGAAGUACAAUUACUUGCAGAUCAAUAUGGUACCAAUAUAUCACUUUUCGGACGUGAUUGUUCUGUUCAAAGACGUCAUCAGAAAAUUAUCGAAGAAGCCCCAGUUACCAUUGCUAAUAGUGACACAUUUGACAAGAUGGCUAAUGCUGCUGUCAGACUUGGUAAAUUGGUGGGUUAUGUAUCUGCUGGUACAGUAGAGUAUCUAUAUUCAAGUGAAGAACAAAAGUAUUAUUUCUUAGAACUGAAUCCCAGACUUCAGGUAGAGCAUCCAACUACGGAAAUGGUUUCUGGUGUGAACUUACCGUCUGCACAAUUACAAAUCGCUAUGGGUAUUCCAAUGCAUAGAAUUAGCGAUAUUAGAGUAUUAUACGGUAUGAAUCCACACUCUGCUACUGAGAUUGAUUUCGAAUUUAAAACUGAAGCUUCUAAAAAAACCCAAAGAAGACCGGUUCCAAAGGGCCAUUGUACAGCUUGCCGUAUAACAUCAGAAGAUCCAAAUGAAGGUUUCAAACCGUCUGGUGGUUCAUUGCAUGAACUGAACUUUAGAUCAUCAUCUAAUGUUUGGGGUUAUUUCUCUGUUGGUAAUAAUGGUGGUAUCCACUCCUUUUCUGAUUCUCAAUUCGGUCAUAUUUUUGCCUUUGGUGAAAAUAGACAGAUGUCUAGAAAACAUAUGGUCGUCGCCCUAAAGGAACUAUCUAUCAGAGGUGAUUUCAGAACAACUGUUGAAUACUUAAUAAAACUAUUAGAAACUGAAGAUUUUGAAGAAAAUACAAUCACAACCGGUUGGUUAGACGAUUUGAUCUCACACAAGAUGACUGCAGAAAAACCUGAUCCAACGUUGGCUGUUAUCUGUGGUGCUGCUACUAAGGCUUUUAUUGCCUCUGAAUCUGCUCGUAUGGAAUAUAUAGUACAACUAAAGAGAGGUCAAGUUCCUGCCAAAACAUUACUUGAAACAAUGUUCCCCGUUGAAUUUAUCCACGAAAAUAAAAGAUACAAAUUUACUGUUGCUAAGUCUGCUGACGAUUCUUAUACCCUAUUUAUCAAUGGUUCUAAAUGUGAAGUUCGUGCUGUGAAGCUUUCCGAUGGUGGUUUAUUAAUAUCAGUAGGUGGUCAAUCUCACACAAUCUACUGGAAAGAAGAAGCUCAAGCCACAAGAUUAUCUAUUGAUUCAAUGACUACUUUACUUGAGGUCGAAAAUGAUCCAACUCAACUACGUACACCAUCCCCAGGUAAAUUGGUCAAAUUCUUAGUCGAAAAUGGCGACCAAAUAAAGGCUGGCCAAUCUUAUGCUGAAAUUGAAGUCAUGAAAAUGCAAAUGCCUUUGGUCUCUCAAGAGAAUGGUGUUAUUCAACUUCUGAAACAACCUGGCUCUACUAUUGCUGCUGGUGAUAUCAUUGCAAUGCUUGCUUUAGAUGAUCCAUCGAAGGUUAAACAUGCUCUACCAUUUGAAGGUAUGCUUCCAGAAUUAGGCUCUCCAAUGGUCGAAGGUACAAAGCCAGCCUACAAAUUUAAAUCACUAGUCUCCACUUUAGAAAAUAUAUUGAAGGGUUACGAUAACCAAGUUAUUAUGAAUGCAUCAUUACAGCAAUUAAUUGAGGUUUUAAGAGAUCCAAGAUUACCAUACUCAGAAUGGAAGUUAAGUGUUUCUGCCCUACAUUCCAGAUUACCAAUACCACUUGAUGAAAAACUAGACAAACUUGUUGACCGUUCUAGUAACAGAAAUGCGAUAUUCCCUGCAAAACAACUACAUAAGAUGAUGGAAGAUGCUAUUAAGGAAACUGAUGCUGACCCAUUACUAUCAACAAUCGUUGAACCCUUAGUUGAUAUUACCAACCGUUAUACAAAUGGUCUUGAAGCUCACGAACAUUUUGUAUUUGUUAAGUUUUUGGAAGAAUAUUACAAUGUCGAAAAGUUAUUCAGCUCCCAUAGAAAUCGUGAAGAAAAUGUUAUUUUAAAAUUACGUGAUGAAAACUUAGAGAGUCUAGAUAAAGUUGUUGAGAUUGUUUUGUCACAUGCAAAGGUAUCUGCCAAGAAUACAUUGAUUCUUGCAAUCUUAAAACAUUAUCAACCUAUUUGUAAGAUGUCUUCCUCUGUUGCACAUAUUUUUAGCAAACCAUUGAGCCAUAUUGUCGAAUUAGAAUCCAAAUCUGCUGCAAAGGUUUCAUUACAAGCAAGAGAAAUCUUAAUUCAAGGUGCUCUACCUUCUGUUAAAGAGAGAACUGAACAAAUCGAACAUAUUUUAAGAUCUUCUGUUACAAAUACUUCUUAUGGUGACUUAACUCCAAAGUUAUCUGAACCAAAUCUAGAAAUCCUAAAGGACUUGAUUGAUUCUAACUAUGUCGUUUUUGAUGUUUUGUUGCAAUUCCUAUGUCACGAAGAUCCAGUGAUUGCUACUGCCGCCGGUCAAGUUUAUGUCCGUCGUGCGUACAGAGCAUAUACUGUUGGUGAAGUUAAAACACAUGGUAUUAAGGAUUCAUCGGUGAACCCUCUGAUUGAAUGGAAAUUCCAAUUACCUUCUGCAGCUUUCUCAUCUAUUCCACAAGUUAAAAGUAAGAUAGGUAUGAAUAGAGCGAUGUCUGUCUCAGAUUUAUCAUACGUGGUUGAUAAUGAACAUGCACCAUUAAGAACUGGUAUUCUUGUUGCUUCCGAACAUUUGGAUAAUGUCGAUACUAAUUUGGCUCAAGGUUUAGAAGUUAUUCCUGAGCAUGUUACCGCAAGCAAUGGCCCAGCUCCUGACAGAUCUGGUAAUUCCUCUUCCUUGAGUAAUGUUGUUAACGUAUGUGUUGGUAGCACUGAAGGUUUUGAUAGCGAAAAAGAUAUUCUUUCUAGGGUCUAUGAGAUCCUUGAUCUGAAUAAGCAAGAUUUAAUCAAGUCCGCUGUUCGUCGUAUUACCUUUAUGUUUGGCUUCCCAGACGGUACAUAUCCAAAGUAUUAUACUUUCAAUGGUCCAAACUACCAAGAAAAUCAAACCAUCCGUCAUAUAGAACCAGCUUGUGCCUUCCAAUUAGAACUAGGAAGAAUGUCCAACUUUAACAUAAAGCCAAUCUUUACCGAUAAUAGAAAUAUUCAUGUCUACGAGGCUGUUAGUAAGACAUCUGCUCUAGAUAAGAGAUUCUUUACAAGAGGUAUUAUUAGAACUGGUCGUAUUCGUGAUGAAAUUUCCAUCCAAGAGUAUUUAACUUCUGAAGCAAACAAACUAAUGAGUGAUAUUCUAGAUAAUUUAGAAAUUGUUGAUACAUCCAACUCAGAUUUGAACCAUAUUUUCAUUAAUUUCUCAGCAGUCUUUGAUGUUUCACCUGAGGAUGUGGAGGCCGCUUUUGGGGGUUUCUUAGAAAGAUUUGGUAAGAGACUCCUAAGACUUCGUGUGUCUGCUGCUGAAAUCCGUAUUAUUAUCCAAGACCCAAAGACUGGUGCUGCUGUCCCAUUACGUGCUUUAAUUAAUAAUGUUUCCGGUUACGUCGUUAGAUCUGAAUUAUAUACUGAAAUCAAGAACGCUAAGGGUGAAUGGGUUUUCAAAUCUCUAGGUAAGCCAGGUUCUAUGCAUUUAAGACCUAUUGCUACACCUUAUCCUGUUAAGGAAUGGUUACAACCAAAACGUUAUAAGGCUCAUUUGAUGGGUACUACCUACUUGUAUGAUUUCCCAGAAUUGUUCCACCAAGCUGCUAUCACAACAUGGGAAAAACAUAAUUCUAAAAGCUCUGCUAAGGAAUUAUCUUCCAUUAAGGACAGAGAUGAUCUAUUUGUUUCUCAUGAAUUAAUUGAGGAUGAAAAUGGUGAAUUAACUGAAGUUGAAAGAGAACCUGGUGCAAAUACUAUUGGUAUGGUUGCCUUUAAAGUAACUAUGAAGACUCCUGAAUAUCCAAGAGGUCGUCAAUUUGUUAUUGUUGCUAAUGAUAUUACGUUCAAGAUUGGUUCUUUUGGUCCACAAGAAGAUGAAUUUUUCAACAAGGUUACUGAGUACGCCAGAAAGAGAGGUAUUCCAAGAAUUUAUCUAGCUGCCAACUCUGGUGCCAGAAUUGGUAUUGCUGAGGAAUUAAUUCCAUUAUUCCAAGUUGCAUGGAAGGAUUCUACCGUUCCAGGCAAGGGUUUCGAAUAUUUAUAUUUGACAAAGGAUGGUAUGGAUACCUUGAAGAGCUAUUCUAAAGAAAAUUCUGUUAUAACUGAACGCGUUGUUGAAGAAGGUGAAGAAAGAUAUGUUAUCAAAUCCAUUAUUGGUGCUGAUGAUGGUCUAGGUGUUGAAUGUUUAAGAGGUUCUGGUUUAAUCGCUGGUGCUACUUCAAGAGCUUAUCAAGAUAUUUUCACAAUUACGUUAGUUACUUGCAGAUCUGUCGGUAUUGGUGCUUAUUUAGUGAGAUUAGGUCAAAGAGCUAUUCAGAUUGAAGGCCAACCAAUCAUCUUAACUGGUGCUCCAGCUAUCAAUAAAGUUUUAGGUAGAGAAGUGUACUCUUCCAAUUUACAACUUGGUGGUACUCAAAUCAUGUACAACAAUGGUGUUUCUCAUUUAACUGCUUCUGACGAUUUACAGGCCGUUGAACAAAUUAUUAAAUGGUUAUCAUAUGUUCCUGCUAAGCGUAAUAUGCCGGUUCCAAUUCUAGAGACUGAAGAUAAAUGGGACAGAGCUAUCGAUUAUAGACCUACAGUUAAUGAACAAUAUGAUGUCAGAUGGAUGAUUGAAGGUCGUCAAUGUGAAAAUGGUGAUUUUGAAUAUGGUAUGUUUGAUAAAGGUUCCUUCUUCGAAACAUUAUCGGGUUGGGCUAAAGGUGUUGUUGUCGGUAGAGCUCGUCUUGGUGGUAUUCCAAUUGGUGUUAUCGGUGUUGAAACUAGAACCAUUGAGAAUGUUAUACCAGCUGAUCCAGCUAACCCGGACUCCACAGAAACUGUUGUUCAAGAAGCUGGUCAAGUGUGGUAUCCAAACUCUGCUUUUAAAACUGCUCAAGCUAUCAAGGAUUUCAAUCAUGGUGAACAACUACCAUUAAUGAUUUUAGCUAAUUGGAGAGGGUUUUCCGGUGGUCAACGUGAUAUGUAUAAUGAAGUUUUAAAGUAUGGUUCUUUUAUUGUCGAUGCUUUAGUUGAUUACAAACAACCUAUUUUCAUUUACAUUCCACCAACUGGUGAAUUGAGAGGUGGUUCUUGGGUUGUUGUUGAUCCAACAAUUAACAGUGAUCAAAUGGAAAUGUAUGCUGACAAGGAUUCCCGUGCUGGUGUCCUUGAACCUUCAGGUAUGGUUGGUAUCAAAUACCGUAGGGAGAAAUUAUUGGCUACCAUUACAAGAUUAGAUAAAACUUACAGAGAAUUGAAAGAAAAACUAUCCAGUAAGGAUUUAACUAAUGAAGAACAUCAACAAAUUUCGAUUCAAUUAGCCGAACGUGAAAGAUUAUUAAUUCCAAUUUAUAAUCAAGUUAGUGUUCAAUUUGCCGAUUUACAUGAUAGAUCAUCUCGUAUGUUAAAGAAAGAUGUCAUUAAAGCUGAAUUGACUUGGGAAGAAUCUCGUCGUUAUUUCUUCUGGAGAUUAAGAAGAAAAUUAGAUGAAGAAUAUUUGCUAAGAAGAUUGGAUGAAGAAUUAACCCAAGCCUCUAGACUUGAAAAAAUUGCCAGAGUUAGAUCAUGGUAUCCAACUUCUGUGAAUGUUGAAAAUGAUAAAGAAGUUGUUACAUGGAUUGAAGAACAUUAUGAUAUACUUGAAGAGAAAUUAAAAUCUUUGAAAUUAGAAUCAUUUGCAUUAAAUCUAGCUAAAAACAUUAGAAAUGAUCAUGAUAAUAGUAUGAAGGGAUUAGAAGAAGUUGUUCGUAUGUUAAGUACAUCAGACAAAGCCAGAUUGAAUGCUAUUAUCAAUCCAGAACAAAAAUCCUAA